GGGACUGGGCUGACACACACAUUGGGUAUAAUGCAGUAUUAGAUGUGGUUGACCACCCCCAUGGUGUAGUGAGAAGGGCCCCCUGAUGUGGGACUGAUUGGCUCAGUGAUAAUCACAUUCAGCCGUCUGUCUCCUCCAUUAUUUGGCCGUGGCUGCGGCAGUUUCUGGGAACGGUGUGUGAGAUGCUCGCUCCUGCUCUACAUUCACCUCCCAGUCACAGCUAAUUAUAGCGCUUUCCUGGUAGAGGACUACUGCUCCCAGCAUGUACGCCUUCUACUCUCUGUUGGUCUACAUUAUCUACACCUUUUUCAGGAGGCUGCCGGCUACAGGAAGAGAAGAGAGACCCCCAGACGACAGCUCCGAGCAGGCAGGUUCCCCUGUGGUGGAGACAGACAAAUCCAGGCAGAACAUAUUGUGGCCGGAGCUAGAUGAUCUGGAAAGUAGUGAUGACAGCAGUGAGAUCUCGGCGUCGGAGGAUGAGGCCGGAGGGUCUGACGAUCACUUAUUGGGAGAUCUCCGCUCCCCCCUCACUGAGUUCCUGGCCUUUAAGCAGGAGAGCAGCGCCGAACGAUCCGCGUCUACCGGUCAGGACCCCAGCAAGCCGGCAUCCCCGCUCCUCACCGUCAUGUCCCAUCUCAUCACCUUCCUGGAGCAUUACUCCCAGAUGCAGCGGCUGCAGAGUACGGCUCAGGAAUACCGGGCCCAGCUCCACAGGGAGGAACACCGGCGCAAGAAGCAGCUGAGGACCCUCCGCGAGGCCUACAAGCAGCGCAUGCAAGACAAGCACAGUCUCAUCCAGAGUCUGGAAAGUGUCAUCUGUGAGCAGCAGAGCGUUCUGGAGAGACUGCAGGGAGGCGUCCUGUGCCCCCUGUACCCCGUCUCCCCUCUGCCCCACGUGGGGGUUCACAAGCUGGUGGAGUCGAUCAGCGUCCUGCAGGGGGAGAGGGCGCAGCUGCAGGAAGAGAUUGGGGGGCUGAAGCAGGAUAUGGAGGAGAAGCAGAUGGAGCGGGAACGUCUCUCUCACACCCUGCAGCAACAGAUAGAGGAGUUAAAGGGGAGGAUUGAAGAGCGCGAGGAGGAGCUGUCACAGCUGAGACUGGAGAUGGGUGUGACGGAUUCGGAGAAACAUAUCCAGAAUCUGAGUGUGGAGAACGAGGGCCUGAAGCAGAGUCUGAGCGUCACUCAGGGGUUACUGGAGAAAUUAGCUGCUGUGAACACUCAGCCGUCAGCUCAGCUUGUCAAGGAGAACGAGGACCUAUGCACUAAGGUGCAUCAUCUGGAGACGUCUCUGCAGGAGAAGGUGGAACAGCUGGUGUACACUAAAGGUCACAUGGACACCAUGAAAUGGCGCAAGGAUGAAGAGACCCAUCAGCUGGAGGAGAAGAUCCGUGGACUGCAGCUAACACUGGAAAAUGAGAAAAAAAGGCCCCCAGACAUACAGUACGUGACCCAAACGGUGGAGUCCCCCAGGCUGCUGCAAUGCCUAGAACACGCUGAGGAGAGAAACCGGGCGCUGCUGGACCAAGUCUCCCACCAAGGUGAGAAGUGUCAGCAUCUGGAGGAGCAGCUGAGGAGAUCCGGAGACCUGACCUCCACCCUGCAGGCUAAGAUCUCUGCCUACGAGUCUGAGAUCGGGAAACUGAAGGAGGACCUGAUGCAGGAGAUCCACCAGCUGGAGGCUCAGAAGGAAGACGCCAUUAAAGAGGCCUCAGAGUGCUCUGAGCAGCAUAUGGAGGAUCUGAAGGACCAGCUUGCGGGCCUGCAGAGCCGUUUGGCGCUACUACAACCUGCCCUGAGGAACAUGAAAAACAACUACAACAGUCUCAGAAGCCAAGUGCGGAACUUCUCUCACUUCUACGAGGACUCUAUCAGGGAGGCUCGGAACCAGAUCUGUAACGCAGUGACGGAUGUGUCAGAAGCCAACCGAGACCUGCUAGAGAAAUACCGGCGGGAGAUGCAGCUGCGCAAGAGAUACCACAACCAGCUGGUGGAACUAAAGGGAAAUAUCCGUGUUCUGUGCAGAGUGAGGCCGCACCUAGGACCCAGUGAUGAGGACGGUCCCGCAUCCUCCGCCGUAAUCACAGAUGUCAAUGACGACACCAAACUCACCAUGGUUUAUAAAGGGAAGGAGCGGAACUUCGAGCUGGACAAAGUCUUCUUACCUCAAGCCACACAGGAAGAGGUCUUUCUGGAGAUAGAACCCGUGGUCACAUCCUGCAUCAAUGGUUACAACGUCUGCAUCUUUGCAUAUGGACAGACUGGCUCUGGGAAAACCUACACCAUGGAGGGGACAGCGGAGCACCCGGGCAUAAACCAGCAGGCUCUGAGGUCUCUAUACCAGGAGAUGGAGGCCCGGAAAGGCCUGUGGAGAUAUACAGUCACCCUCAACAUGGUGGAGAUCUAUAACGAGGCCAUCAGAGACCUCCUUGCCAAAGACCCUCAGGAAAAGCUGGACAUCAAGCUGAAUCCUGAUGGGAGUGGCCAGCUUCACGUACCAGGACUGACCAGUAUGGAGGUGAAGAGUUUCCGGCACAUCAAGAAGCUCCUGUCACUGGGUAAGAGGAACAGAGCCACCUUCUGCACAAACAUGAAUGAGAGAAGCUCCAGGUCCCACGCAUUACUCACUGUCACCGCAACAGGACAGGAACUGAGCUCCGGAGCCGUUACCACAGGAAAGCUGAACUUGGUGGAUCUGGCCGGCUCGGAGCGAGUGUGGAAGUCCGGGGCGGAGGGGGAGAGGCUGAAGGAAGCACAGAAUAUAAACAAGUCUCUGCUGGCUCUGGGAGAAGUGAUUCAGGCACUAAGGGCCAAGCAGGGCCACAUACCCUUCAGAAACUCCAAACUCACCUACCUGCUGCAGGACUCUCUGGGCAAGGGCAACAAAACGGUCAUGAUGGUUCAGGUUUCACCGCUGGAAAGUAAUGUCGGGGAAACAGUCUGCUCUCUGAACUUUGCUCAGCGGGUCUGUAAAGUAGAGCUGGGUCCAGCUUCCCGCAGGAUUGAUCCAGCUAAACCAGAGAUGUGACCAAUCCCGGGUAUGCCGCCGCCAUCUGCGCCCGGGUCGGUGGACGAAUGGGAGAGGACGUCUUAGGAAGAUGAACCCUAUGAUACUCUGUGGUGAUUGGAACGAUGCUAGCACACAUCAGCAGGGCCGUGAGAUACAAGCUGGCAGUAUACACCCCGUCAGUGCCGAGGGACCUACAGCGUAUAGGGAAAGAUGUCAGAGUAAGGACAGGCAGAUGGUGCACACUGACAUCAGCGGCCAGCCCAAUUACUAGCAUUGGUCUGUGCAGCGCCGGCAUACUCAGUCUUGGUUUACUAUGAGGAACAAAGCAGCAAUAAGGUGAGACAGGGGUCUGAGGGCCCCGCUCACCAGCUUCCUAUCUAUAUAUACACAGCACAGCUCCGCCCACUGGUAAUCAUGGCCGUCUCCAGUCACUAAUCGCGGAGAUGUCAAUAUUUUGGCAAUGUAUAUGUGACGGGUAUCUCACAGGGAGGGUGAGAAGAAUUAUUUCUUUUUCAGGUUGGGGCUGUUAAUUUAAUAGUGUUGUAAAUGCAUCUACCUACAGAAUGCUGUGCACGGUGCUAAAGUAACCUCCUGGUGCUAAGUGCAAGUAACACUCCACCCUCAUGCUACCUGGACAGUCACCUAUUCCAGGACAAAUCAUACUUAGAUCACUCUGUCCAGAGACAGCCGCGCCAUCACCCGUGUACUCACAGUAUCCCAGACUGUUCCAAUAGACGGUUCCUCCGUCCAGAGACAGCCGCGCC
Pseudophryne corroboree (corroboree frog) is the source of this 3771-nucleotide messenger RNA. Its product is annotated as kinesin-like protein KIFC3. The record is from RefSeq and is a predicted model, not a curated record. Gene Ontology annotation, molecular function: ATP binding; microtubule binding; microtubule motor activity. The transcript has 19 exons. Bases 263 to 3025 code for a protein of 920 amino acids. Gene Ontology annotation, biological process: microtubule-based movement. Lineage: Eukaryota; Metazoa; Chordata; Amphibia; Anura; Myobatrachidae. Gene Ontology annotation, cellular component: microtubule cytoskeleton.